This is a messenger RNA of Pungitius pungitius (ninespine stickleback), 1438 nucleotides long. RefSeq lists its product as uncharacterized. The coding region runs from base 321 to 824 and encodes 167 amino acids. Gene Ontology annotation, biological process: negative regulation of smoothened signaling pathway. The transcript is spliced from 3 exons. Gene Ontology annotation, cellular component: Golgi apparatus; ciliary membrane. Lineage: Eukaryota; Metazoa; Chordata; Actinopteri; Perciformes; Gasterosteidae. The record is from RefSeq and is a predicted model, not a curated record.
UGCGGGAACAAACCGCCGGCUCGCUUCUCCCGUUAAAUCACCGAUCACCGUCCGGGUCUCCGCUCGCUCCACGUGACCCCGGUGACGCUGAACGGUUCCCUCCUCCGCGGCCAGCGGGUCGGCCGAAUGAAAGGGGGACACUUCGGGGGACACCCGGCUCACCUCACAGCGCACGUCAUGUGCGGACAGACCCCCUUCAGCCCCCACCGCGGGUUCCCUAACGACGGCUGGCUUUAGGUUACCGACCUCCACAUGUCCCGCCUCCCUUCAGGGGGGGGGGGGAGAGAGAGAGACGCGCUGACCUCCACCUGCGGCUCGGCAUGGACAAACUCACCGUGAUAUCCGGAUGCCUCUUCCUGGCUGCGGACAUCUUUGCCAUCGCCAGCAUCGCCAACCCGGACUGGAUCAGCACCGGGGGGUCAGCUGGCUCCCUCACGGUGGGUCUGACCCUCCAGUGCCAGACCAUCCACGGCCGGGAGCGGUCCUGCAUCCGCCCCCGGCUUCCCCCGGAGUGGAUCGCGGCGCUCCUCUUCAUCGUCCUGGGCAUCGUCUCCCUCACCGUCACCUGCGGCCUGCUGGUGACGUCGCGAUGGCGCCGCGAGGCCGCCCGGUACGCCCGGUGGAUCGCCUUCACGGCGAUGGUCCUCUUCUGCUCGGCUGCUCUCGUGUUCCCGAUGGGCUUCUACGUCAAAGAGGUCGGAGGUCAGCCUUACAAGCUGCCCAACAACACGGCGGUGGGCUCCUCCUACGUGCUCUUCGUCCUCUCCAUCUUCUUCACCAUCGUGGGGCUGCUGUUUGCCGGGAAGGUGUGCCUGCCCGGCUGACCCCCCCCCCCCCCCCCGUCAGGGAGAAUGGACUCCUGUAUCUGAUAUGUGUGACAUGCUGGAUUUGGACUUGAGCACCAGAGUCUGAGGGAGCCGUGUGAGACUUAAAGACCGAUCCGCUGCACCCUGACGGAUGUGUUGAAUAUGGUGCAGUUAGCUCCGCCCCGAUGGAGGCUCACAGUGUGUAAUACAUCCAACAGACACAUUGUAUUCAUUUGUUUAACAGUUUAGUCUUUUCCUCUUAUUAAAAGGCCAAAAGCAUCCCAGUUGUUAAUGUGGUGCAUCGCUUUUGGCUUAAAUGAGCCGCUAACCCAAAAGAAAGGAGUACAGCGUGCAGUCGGAGGCUCAGGGUGGAGCAUAAAGCGGGCGAUGUAACGUCCAGACGUGUUGCAGGACGACCAGCUGGUGACAAACAAGUUGUGUUUAAAGCUUUGUAACUUUUUUCUGAUAACGAAUAAGUGAGUGAAUCUGUUUAAUAUAUUGGAUGCUGAGGGCAGCUCUGUAUGAAGGAACCGGUCCGUGGCCUUAUGUAGACACACAGGUGCUCUUAGACCAUGGAAGAUCUCAGCUCAAUAAAAAUGACUCAUUGGAGCGUUGUCUCAUCAAUUUAACAU